Messenger RNA from Ectocarpus sp. CCAP 1310/34, 873 nucleotides. NCBI's taxonomy places the organism in Eukaryota, Phaeophyceae, Ectocarpales, Ectocarpaceae. The record is from the annotation of a GenBank genome assembly.
AUGUACGUUCCCUUGGCAACAGCUAUCGCUGUUCCACACGACUUCAUAACAAAUCCGCCAUGACCCUGCCUCUGGGUGUGGCAUGCAGAAGUGUGUGGUGACGCCCGGCUCGCUUCGCCUUGGUUGCGAGGAUUCCAGAUAAAGUGGCAGUCAGGAGUAGUAGUACGCGUCGUCAGUGUUGUCUCUAACCAUACACGAACACCAACAAACAAGGCGCGCAGCAGGAUAAAAAGAGCUGGAAUUUUGCUCUAGAUCUCGGCUGCUCCUUCUAGCAGCUUGUGGGGGGAGAGACACCUGGCAAUGCACACUCCCCUGCUGAUCGAGAGUGGUCGAGGUGUUUUAGGGUUUUGCACACUCAAGACCGCGGGGGGGGCAGUGUAGGACGGGUGCGUCGCUGUCGCAGGUCAAAGCUCGGGUUGUCCUAUAAAAUUCUUCGGGGUUUUGAGUUGUCGACUGUUAUGAUAUGUACUCAUCGCGUCGAUGACACGCAAUGAUGGACCGAUCCCCUCGUCCCGCGUAUGGCGAUGGUACUGUGAGCGAAGGACCUGGAUUUACGACAGUAGAAACGAUUGGAGGUCGGGACCGCCAAUUCACUGGUAGGUAGCCCGAAAGUCCGAAACGAAAGAGCCGGAUGUUGCUGAGCUGACAACCAAGGAGACGUGUAUUGUUGUAUGACGCGACUUCUUGCCCAUCCGAGACACACACAACAGAGCACGACGAGGGGAGGGAGGCGAUCCACCCGGGAGGUGAAUAAUAAAACAGAAGCAGAGCGACGUUGGAAUGGCAAUACUACCCACCCUCGUUCGUGCCGAAAAAUGCCGUCAGGAACGGGCUGCUUUACAUUGCACCGGGUGCAUAGUCUAUUAAGUCUGA